AGAAAUGUAAAAGCAGUCUCUUGAAAGGGAUAAAUAAACCUUCAUUACCCAAAAACCUUUGCGCAUACGUAGACGACGUGCAUCAAGAUGGGGCUUGAAAGUACUAUGGUCUGUGUGGACAACAGUGAAUACAUGCGAAAUGGAGACUUCCUUCCCACCAGGCUGCAGGCUCAGCAGGAUGCAGUUAAUAUUGUUUGUCACUCCAAGACUCGCAGCAAUCCUGAAAACAACGUGGGGCUCAUCACUAUGGCAAACAACUGUGAGGUGCUGACCACACUGACACCAGAUACAGGGAGGAUACUGUCCAAGCUGCAUGCUGUGCAGCCCAGAGGAAACAUCAGUUUCUGCACCGGCAUCAGGGUGGCACAUUUGGCGCUGAAGCACAGGCAGGGCAAAAACCACAAGGUGCGCAUCAUUGCAUUUGUUGGCAGUCCAGUAGAGGACAACGAAAAGGAAUUGGUCAAAAUGGCAAAGCGUCUCAAGAAAGAAAAGGUCAAUGUGGAUGUUAUUAACUUUGGAGAAGAGAAAAUGAACACAGAGAAGCUGACAGCCUUCAUCAACACACUAAACGGCAAAGAAGGAGCAGGCUCCCACCUGGUUACAGUAUCUCCAGGGCCCAGCCUGGCCGACGCUCUGCUGUCCUCACCCAUCCUGGCAGGAGAAGGUGGCGCUGUGUUGGGCCUGGGCGCCAGCGACUUUGAGUUCGGAGUUGAUCCAAGUGCGGAUCCUGAGCUGGCCCUGGCUCUGCGUGUGUCCAUGGAGGAGCAGAGACAGCGGCAGGAGGACGAGGCUCGCAGAGCCGCCGUCGCCUCGGCCGCUGACGUCAGCAUCUCCUCCCCAGCAGCAGAUGAGUCAGAAGAUGCCCUUUUGAAGAUGUCUGUCCCACAGACAGACUCAGCCACCCCUGCUCUGCCAGACUUUAGCCGCAUGACGGAGGAUGAACAGAUCGCCUAUGCCCUGCAGAUGUCCAUGCAGGGAGCAGGAGCAGAGUUUGGUGCUGAGGACAUGGACACGGGUGCAGACAUGGAUUCCAGUGAAGCUAAGGAUGAAGAAGAUUAUGACGUAAUGCAGGAUCCAGAGUUUCUUCAGAGCGUUUUAGAAAACCUCCCUGGAGUUGACCCCAACAAUGAGGCCAUCCGUAAUGCCAUGGGCUCUCUGGCUUCACAAACGGGCUCUAAACCCGAUUCCAAGAAGGACGAGGAGAAAAAGAAAUGAGAGAAAAAGCUUGACACACAGUAUGAUGAAAUAAAGAGACCUAAGAAUUUCACUGCAUGUGUUAUUCACAGUAAUGAUACAAUUCUCCACAUUACAAAACAUGUUUUGUCUAUUUUUUUGUGUAGACUACAAACAACUUUUUCUUUUUCUUGUUCAUUGUUCUGCUGUGUUAAUCUGCCUAAUUUUGAAUCUUUUGUAAAAUAACUACUCAGUAACCCAGAGAGGUUUCUUCAAUAAAUUUACUGAAUUAAAAAGUACACACCUGA
This is a messenger RNA of Menidia menidia (Atlantic silverside), 1481 nucleotides long. Lineage: Eukaryota; Metazoa; Chordata; Actinopteri; Atheriniformes; Atherinopsidae. The record is from the annotation of a GenBank genome assembly.